GACAUCCGGUAACUUUGGAAGAUGGCUGCCCACACAUGUAAACAUGCGACUUAAUGUGGGGGGCUGACGGCAUUCAAUUGAUGAGUUCUGUAGCAUGUGUUCAUAUCAGUGACUGGAGGUUAUAGAGUAAUUUGACAUUUACUGUGAGAGCCGGGUCGUUACCCUUCAGCCUGUGAGUUACUACCGAGCUAGAAGCUAGCAGUUAGCUAGCAGCUAGCUAGCAGCAGAGAGCCAUGGCAGCGCAUACCAUAUUCGUUCGUUCUCUCCCAGCUUCAGCUUCAAACGAGCGACUUGAGGAAAUAUUCUCAGAAAUUGGUCCGAUAAAGCAAUGCUUCGUGGUCAGAGACAAAGGCACAGAAAAAUGCCGUGGCUUUGGCUUUGUGACCUAUUCCAUGGAGGAAGAUGCACAGCGAGCCUUGAAAGAAAUCAAAGAGUACGACGGUCAGAGGUUGUUUCUCUCAGUGGCGAAGAAGAAAAUUAAAGACAAAAAGAAAGCAGCAGUUAAAGAGGCAGAUGAAGCACCGAAGGAAAAUGAGCAGAAAUCCAAAGGCAUCAAGAAAAUCCAGAUGAAAUCCAGACUCAUUAUAAGGAAUCUUAGUUUUAAGUGCACAGAGGAUGAUCUAAAACAAGUAUUUGAAAAGUUUGGAACAGUUCUCGAGUCCAAAAUUCCUCUCAAACCUGAUGGGAAGAUGCGUGGAUUCGCUUUUGUCAUGUUUAAAAAUGUGUCAGAAGCUGCAAAGGCGCUUAAUGCUAUGAACCUGAAGGAGAUCAAAGGUCGGCAGGUAGCAGUUGACUGGGCUGUGCCAAAGGACAAAUAUAUUGCCACACAACAGUCGUCAAAUUCAGGCAAUACGAACGCAGAAGAGAUGAACGCAAAUGCAGAAAGUGAUGCUAAAGAGAAGGUUGAAGAAAAGAAACAAGCAGAGCCUCCGAGGAAAAAAGUCGAUGUGAAACCAGUUCUGCAGCAGGAAGAGGACUCCCAGUCAGGUGAUGAAGACGACAGUGAAGAAGAAGGCAGUGAGGAGGAUGAGUCUGAUGAAGAAGAAGAAGAUGAAAUCGACGAUAAGGAUGAUGAGGAGGAGGAGGAGGAGGAGGAGGAGGAGGAGGAGGAUGGUGGGAGUAGCCUUGAUUCAAAUGAUGAUCAAGAUGAAAGUCAGGAUGAAGAAGAUGACGAUGAUGAUGAUGAUGAGGAGGAGGAGGAGGAUGAAGAAGAUAAAUCAGCUAAAAAGAAAGCCCCAAAGAAACAACUUCCUUCAGAUGUGAAAGAGGGCAGAACGAUAUUCAUCAGGAACUUGUCCUUUGACACGGAGGAAGAGGGUCUUGAGGAAGUUCUUCUACGCUACGGCGAGCUCAACUACAUAAAGAUUGUUCUCCACCCAGACACGGAACAUUCCAAAGGUUGUGCAUUUGCUCAGUUUAAGACUAAAGAGGCAGCAGACAAAUGCAUAGCUGUAGCACAGGAUGAGGCAGAGAAUGGUGGCAUCCGUGUUGAUGGCAGAAAGCUAUUGAUUGUUGCAGCAGUGAGCAAAGAAGAUGCUACAAAGCUGAAGGUCAAUAAAAUGAAAGUAGAAACGGGCACCAGGAACCUGUAUCUGGCCAGAGAGGGAAUGAUCCGUGCUGGAACCAAGGCUGCAGAGGGUGUACCGGAGGCAGACAUGGUCAAAAGAACCAGAUUUGAAGAAGUAAAGAGAGCCAAGCUUCGGGACAUAAACGUGUUUGUGUCAAAGAAUCGACUGUGUAUCCACAACCUGCCCAAGUCGGUGGACAAUAAAAAACUCAGAGCGCUCUGCCUUCAAGCUGUGAAAGGAGACAAGAGAGUCUUCAUCACAGAGUGCCGGGUCAUGUACGACAAGAAGCCAGAGAAGGGUCAGGUGAUGGGACAGUCACUAGGUUACGGCUUCGUCCAGUUCCGGGAACACGAACAUGCUCUCAGCGCACUUCGCUACCUCAACAACAACCCCGACGUCUUUGGUCCUCACAAGAGACCCAUCGUCGAGUUCUCCCUGGAAGAUUCGAGGAAACUUAAAAUCAAAGAACUGCGACAUCAAAAAAACAAGGAGGUUUUCCAAAAUCAGCCUUUUAAAAAAGGACCUCGGGGCCAAAUCGCUGGAGAUGGAAAAGGACCAAAGAAGGAUGGAAAUAAAGGGCAGUCUUCAUCAGACCAGACGGGAAAGCAGAGGGGUCCUCCUCAAAGGCAGAAGCAGGACAGAUACUUCUCAGGCUUCCAAACCAAACCUGAGGUCGAGCACAUAGAUUUGGAGAACGGAAAGAAACGGAGGAAAGUGCUUCCUUUGCCUUCCCAUCGAGGGGCUAAGAUCAGGAAACGUGACAAAGGAAAGCAGAAGCCGCCGCCACCACCCAAGAAAGCAAAGCCUGGGUUCAGCAGGAAUGUGCAUCAGAGACGACCGAUGGAGAAGCCCACGCAGCCCCGAAAUCAGAUGGUUAAACCGGGCAAGAGGAACUUCAAGAGCAGGGACAGCGACCGCUUUGACAACCUGGUGGAGCAGUACAAGAAGAAGCUGAUGGGCAACAGCUUCAAGAACGCCGCUAUCAAAAGAAGCAAGUGGUUCGACAGCUAAUGCCGCGCCGAUCUGUGUGAAUGUGUACGCGAGUGAUGGGGGAAAAGAGAAAAAAAAGUGUUGUAAUUUUAUGUCCUGAAGUAACAGAGGUCGUCUACAUUUGACAUCUUGAGGAUUUAGAAGAUGGGAAAUUGUUCUAAAUGAAUUUUGUGUCCAGCUGUACAGUGUUCGGCGCUCUUGUGUUAAACUGUGUCUCUGAAUGUUGCUCAUUUUUGUUUAUUUUUAACUACUUAAAAAAACUCACAUAAGAAGUAUUUGUGUACAUGUAUUUUUAUGAAAACGUGAUAAAGUACUUUAAGAUUUUA
This is a messenger RNA of Stegastes partitus (bicolor damselfish), 2884 nucleotides long. RefSeq names its product RNA binding motif protein 28 (gene rbm28). NCBI's taxonomy places the organism in Eukaryota, Metazoa, Chordata, Actinopteri, Pomacentridae. Gene Ontology annotation, cellular component: nucleolus. Bases 234 to 2579 code for a protein of 781 amino acids. Gene Ontology annotation, molecular function: mRNA binding. The transcript has 20 exons. The record is from RefSeq and is a predicted model, not a curated record.